This is a messenger RNA of Melopsittacus undulatus (budgerigar), 945 nucleotides long. It is a transcript of the gene PROCA1, whose product is annotated as protein interacting with cyclin A1. Gene Ontology annotation, biological process: arachidonate secretion; phospholipid metabolic process. Lineage: Eukaryota; Metazoa; Chordata; Aves; Psittaciformes; Psittaculidae. Gene Ontology annotation, molecular function: A2-type glycerophospholipase activity. The coding region runs from base 1 to 945 and encodes 314 amino acids. The record is from RefSeq and is a predicted model, not a curated record. The transcript has 4 exons.
AUGUGCGACCCGGGGCUGCUCCUGCUGCUGUUGCUGUUGGCAGCCGCCCCCGGCACCGGAGCCGGCCGGCCCCGCGCCCGCCGCGGCCUCACGUACCCCGGUACACUGUGGUGCGGAGCCGGCAGCAACGCGGAUGCCUACGAGCAGCUGGGGGAGCACCGGGACACGGACCGGUGCUGCCGGGACCACGACCACUGCCAGCACAUCAUCCACCCCUUCACUGUGCGCUAUGGGUACCGCAACCUGCGCUGGCACACCAUCAGCCACUGUGACUGCGACCGCAGGUUAAAGGAGUGCCUGCAGCGGGUGAAUGACACAGCCUCACGAGUGGUGGGUCAGGCUUACUUCAAUGUCAUCCAAGUGCCCUGCUUUGAGUUCACCUAUAGGGAGGAGUGUGUGGAGCCCUACCUCUAUGUCUGGUGUAAGGCAUACAACACAGUGGCCAUCGCGGUACCCAGGGAGCCGGUGCUGUACGAGUUCGGUGGGGAGCUCAUUGACCGGGCAGCGAGGCCUGUGGGGGUCCCCCUGAGCCCUCCAUGGAGCAGCACUGAUGGAGGAGGCAUCCCAAGGGAUGUGCCUGCCCACCUGCCCUCAUCCCACAGGACAGCCAAGCAGGAAAGGAAAAGGAAGAAGGCAAACAAGAAGGGGAAAGGUCUGAGAAAGAAAAGCCCUUCUGGAAACACGGAGCUGAGCGAUGCUGCAGCCCCUGUCCCACCUCAUCCCACUGCAGGGCAGGAUCCAUGGGUCCCACUGCUGCAUUUGGAAGCAGCCAACGCCAUCCUGAGUGAUGCCCCAGUGCAGGAAGGCUUGGGCAGGGAUCCAGCACCAGCCACCACAUCCCCGGCUCCAAAAACCAGUGGGAAGAGGAGGAGGAAGGAGAGGAACAGGAAGAAGAGGCUCAAGGGCAGGGCUGAGGCACAGCCUGCACCAGAGCCACGGUCCUGA